AUGGCGAGUCAGCCCGCCUACAGAGACAGCGUAAGCCGGCUGCAUAUUAAGGCGGCGGCGGCCGUUGAUCAUUGCGAUGGCAACAGCAGCAAGUGCAGCCACUCAACGUCUGGGGUGGCUCACAGGUCAAACGAAGCGCAGGUCGGACCAUCGAAGCUCGGCAGAAGUACAACAGAAGCCGUGCUGUAUCCGGCCCGCCCAGGCUCGAGUGCUGUCGCCGCCACGACCAGUGCCCGCAGAGCGCUCGACCCCAAGUUCCUCCUCCCGUGCGCUUCCUCCCUGGCCUCCCUCGCGCGUCGUCCGGCGACCGGCGUCGCCGCCGGCGACCACCCAGGAGCUCAGUGCCAGCACCAUGGAUGCCCAGUCCUCGAGCUCUCCUUGGAGGUUCGAACGCCGCCACGGGACCUUCACCGGCCAGAUCCGGCGCCUCCCUCUAGGAUCCGCGCGCCCUCGACCUCCUCGACCCGAUCCGGCGCCGCCCAACCCGCCAUGAGCUCCACCAUGGCUCCCGUCGAGAUCCUGUGCAUCCUCUCGGUCGACGCACCAUCGUCGCAUGAGGACUUGGAUGCCUGGCUCGCUGACAAACUCCCCCAAAUCCUACAGGAGGUUCAGCCAGGAUGUUCAUGGGAGCCUUCGGCCGGCUGAUUGGCCUCCCCAGCCCAUGUCCAUGAGUUGACUCCAUCCGCCUCUGCCCCGAUCACCGGCCUGGACCAGGAGCAUCUUCUAUGUUGCAAGCAAAGAUUAUGAAACACCUGAACCAUCUUGCACGCGGUAAUAAAAUGAUUUAUUCAUCAAUCGAUGGUGGGUAGCAAGUAGCUCGAAGUAGACAACAACUUUGGACACUUUUGCCUGUUUCCACUACCUAUUAAUGUAUCAGGAUGUGUGGCUUAACUUUCAUAGACUAACUAUGCUCAUGAAAUAGCUGGGUUUAUGUUGCAUCGUUGCUGUUCAACCUUCUUAAGAACCUUAAACAAUAGGCUAUUUUAAUCUUUGUUGUUCAAGUAACAUGUUAAACUUACAUGGAAGCCAAUUCAAAUGGUUUCAGUACAGCUGUAUAACUAGCUGCUAGAAAAGGAAAUUACCUUCCAUGUAGCCAUCGGGUUCAGGAAAGGAGGUGGAAUUUGCCAACUGUUCUCUUCCUAUGGCAAUCUUCUCUGUUUUGCUGAAGGAUCAACUCUCAACACCCCUGCAUGAGCCCCAAGGCACCACAUGAUUCCUAUGAUACACCAACAUUGGGUCGGUCCUACAUUGCUGAACUAAUCUUCGUAUGAUAUAUGACAUUGGGCAAUUUUCUUUAUAGCCCGCGGUAGCAGGCAGUGUACUUAAUCUAGCUUCAGUUAUAGAAAAAACUGACAAUGUAAUUUGAUCCGGAUCUUGACUCCAAUCUCAGGACAGGACAAUGUAAUUUCUUUUAUAUGUAGCUUGCAGUCUUUGCGUCCCGGUGGCAUAGAAAUUAGGGUCCUAUGCAUACUAAAUGUGCAGCUUGGCAUGGCUUUUGGCACACACACAAUCCAUCAGAUGAACAGAACACUCUUGGAGUACUCCUGUAUUUCCUACAACAAUAUUACUUACAUUUAGUUUGGUGCCGUCGUGGAAAUUCAGAUGGGCGUUCCGCAGCAUGUUCAGAAUAAUACUUCGCAAGGGACAGCAGCUCGACGUCGAGCAGCAGCAGCAGGUUCUGCAACUUCGACGACCCCGAUGAGUCCGCGAUCAUGCUCAACUCCUACCAGAAGGGUGUGGAGGAGUUUCCCCUUGAACACCAUGACCUGAUUCUAAGGUUCAUAGUUUAGCCUUUUUUGGCUGUUGAUUACUCCUUUGGUUCUUUGUACAUGUUCUGAUUAAUGGUGCUUUGGAACUCUUGUGGUCUGGAGGUCAUUGUUCUACUGGCACUCACUUCACCUGAACGGCUGGAUCAGAUGAUAGUGGAUAUACGCAGUGUAGUAUAUUGCUAUAAGGUUGCGUAUUAGCUUUGAGUGAUUUUACUCUUAUUGGUAUCUUCACAAAGCUUGAAUUAUAUGCUGGUGUCUUGAUAGAUACAAGCCUCCCUCUUCUGCCCUUCUUUUCUCCAUCCUCUGCUGGUCGCUAGCACAUGUGAAUCGUUCUCGUCAAGAGCAUGCUUGUGACAUCAUUACUGUAUGUGAUGCAGGGCAAAAGGAUGUUGUCAUAAGGUAAAAACACAUUUAAUCAUUUCCUAUUUUUUCCUUGCCCGUUUUCGCCGUCAUAUACACUGCGUCUCCCACUGUAACGGUCAGCCAAAUUUGUAUUCUUGAAAGUUUUAAUCAUCUCUAUUCCAGCUAAGUGUUCAAGUGCGAUCUCUAGCCAAGUUUCCUUUGUUGUUGUGUUGUAUUUUGAGGAAAGGUGGCCGAGCAGCUCAUGGCAUCUGUGUCGCGCCUGCUCUGCCGCUGCCUUGACCCGCCGACGAUGUCGCCGGUUGAGCCGCAAGGGUGCAAGAUCAUAGUGGGGCCCAUUGCAUGGGCGUCGAGUAUGCUUGAUUUCCAUGUUGUAGGCGAAGGUGCUAGAGCUUGGUGGCGUGUUUGUGAUGUUUUUUUUUCUCCCGUUGCAACGCAACGAUUGAUUUAUUCAUGCAUCUGUCGAUUUACUCUAAAUUUUUUUCAGUCAUCAAACAUUAACUGGAUUGGUUUGUGGAUAUGCAGUGUGACAAGUCGUGUGAGAUGAAGGUGAUGAACCAUCUCAAUGUGAAGCCAAGUAUGCCAUGGAUUCGCCAUGGAUGAUGGAAGACUGGUAAAGGUAAAAGUUUGAGCUGUCAAAUUUUGUGUGACCGAGGUCCUGGACGGUCAAACGUAAAAAGUUCAGUGAAGAUUCAGAUUACAUAUGGAUUCCUUUUUGUUGCCUACAAUGCUAUAAUCACGCUAACUAUGCGCAUGGUGUGUACCAGAGAUGAUUCAAAAAUUGCUUGCCAAUAGGCAGCUGGAUGUCAAGGAGGCCGAAGCUCGUUGUGCCAAAACUAACACAUUAGAAUCUUUCAAUUUGCCGCUACCAUAUUUCAAAGUAAGAACACCGAUGAUGCAAAGGAAUCUUAUUAUGUAGCCAUAUGUAAUCUCAGUUUGUUGCUAUGUAUAAACUAUGAUAGGAGUAGGCCUGUAUAGAUGUGUAUCCAUUUUUGUUUUCUACUGAUCUAGGACAAAGGGGAUGUGCUGGACUAAGUGGCCAUUGCUAUUGAAGCAAAGGAGUGGAACUCGCAAUUUUUCAAUCAAUGGAGGUUAUCUUUCAUAUGGAUUUUAUUA
Molecule: messenger RNA, 3245 nt
Organism: Triticum aestivum (bread wheat)
Lineage: Eukaryota; Viridiplantae; Streptophyta; Magnoliopsida; Poales; Poaceae
Exons: 4
Coding region: 1-645 (214 amino acids)
Source: RefSeq, a predicted model, not a curated record